AUGACAACACCAUCACCAUCUCCUUCAACCACAAUCUCACCAUCACCACCCUGCCACUUCCUCAACCUCCCCAUCGAACUCCGCCUCCAAAUAUACACCCUCCUCCUCCUCCUCCCCCCAUACUCCAAACACACAAUCCACCCUACUCCCAUCCACGCCUCCAUCCUCCGCACCUCUCGCCAAAUCCACGCCGAAGCCUCCCCGCUGCUCUACGCCAAAAACACCUUCCUCGCACAUCCCUCCCUCCUAACGUCCUUUCCCCGCCUACGCGAACACUACCUCCCCGUCAAGGAGGAGCUGGCUAUAUCCAGAAUCCGCCGCUUCCACCUGCUGAUCCGGCUGGAUUGCGAUCUGGCGUAUUCGAGGGACGCGGCGGCCCGGGCCUUCUCCCGGCUGGACGAGGUGGUUGUUGAUGUUGCGCAGGCGGUGUUUCUGGGGGUUGGGUAUGAGAAUCUGCGUGUGUUGGAGGGCGUGAGGGGCGUGAAGAGGGUGGUUAUAAGGGGGAGUACGACGGGGUUUGAGGGCUAUGUGGAGUGGUUGACGGGUGUGAUGGAGGGGGAUGGCGAUGUUGGGGAGUAUGUUGAUGUGUGA
This is a messenger RNA of Pochonia chlamydosporia 170, 591 nucleotides long. RefSeq lists its product as hypothetical. The record is from RefSeq and is a predicted model, not a curated record. The transcript has a single exon. Bases 1 to 591 code for a protein of 196 amino acids. Lineage: Eukaryota; Fungi; Ascomycota; Sordariomycetes; Hypocreales; Clavicipitaceae.